Cyanidioschyzon merolae strain 10D is the source of this 3435-nucleotide messenger RNA. RefSeq lists its product as hypothetical. Gene Ontology annotation, cellular component: nuclear pore outer ring. The transcript has a single exon. The coding region runs from base 1 to 3435 and encodes 1144 amino acids. The record is from RefSeq and is a predicted model, not a curated record. NCBI's taxonomy places the organism in Eukaryota, Rhodophyta, Bangiophyceae, Cyanidiales, Cyanidiaceae. Gene Ontology annotation, biological process: transcription-dependent tethering of RNA polymerase II gene DNA at nuclear periphery; protein import into nucleus; poly(A)+ mRNA export from nucleus. Gene Ontology annotation, molecular function: structural constituent of nuclear pore.
AUGGAUGUGAGGCGUUUGCGUCUUCGGCUGCCGCAGCAGGUCGAGGAUGCGCUAUCAGUCGAGCUGUUUGAAGACGACGUGCGGGAUCGCCAGCAACGCUACGUCGCUCGCCUUGUGAAAAAUGGUGCGUGGCAGGGCAACUGGAUCAUAGUCGCAGGGAGCUGGAUCUUCCUUGUUCGACCACUGCUGGGAGAGGGGCUGAUCAAAGCCGGAACCGGGUCCGUGCCGGCUGCUUGGGACAGCGCCACUGCGGACGCAAGCUGGAGUGCCAGUGGCUGUCGACUGCCGCGGCACGCAUGGGUGCAGAGCUCGCGCCAAGUUGCGGCGAGCGCUCUAGCGAACGGCACUGAACUGCUUGUAGCACUUAUCGCGCACUGUUCGGAAGCACCGUCGGACAGAGCGGGCCGUCUGCAGGCCUCAGCCGUGCUACGUAUGUUGAUCAUAACGAAGCCGGUUUCCGAUGGACGCCCCGCAGGUUCGCCCGAGGUUCAGCGCCCGUCGAACUCAACACGCAAUGGGAGAACGUUGCUUGUUUCGAGUCGCGAGUUGCCGCUAGCUGAACUGCUGGCUGCAGAUGAAACCCCCGAGCAAGUCAUGGACAUAUUUUGCUUCGAUCGAGGCAGACGGGUGGCACUAGUGCUCGGCUCGCAGCAACUUGUCACGAUCAGACUGGAUCCCACAGUGUCCGUUUUGCGCGGGCGUCAGACGGGGGGACGGGUGAAGGCGGCAACUGCACUGCGCCGAUGGCUCCAGCAGUGGCGGACGUGGACACGUGUCCCGUCACGAUGCAUGCAGGACACGCAUCGUGCAGAAGACUAUGCGUGCAUGUACGGCUACGGCGGUUACUUGUGUUCAAAGCGGGAUGCCGCAACUUGGGAUUGUUGGAUUCUUCGCCAGAGCCAGAUAGAGACAUGGCAGGUGACGGACACACAAGUGACGUUGCGUUCGGUUUCGUCCGCAGUGUUUGAGCGGCUAUCCCAAGUGCUACAAGUUCAUCGCUCGGACCUGAUUCCGCUUUAUUUGGGCACGGCGGAUCAUGGCACACAUGCAGUACUCGGUGCCGCAACGUUUUCUGUCGCCGAAUCGGAGGAAAGUAACCAAGAGGCUGCUACCGCAGCCUCCGAGUCCGACCAGCUGCGACCCGAUCACGGGGAAUACCAACUGCAGCUAUGGGUGACCCCGGUGAGUGUACGUCACCAUCCCGAGUCCAUUUGGGAGCUCGGUGGGCCGGUACCGUUGGCAAACGUUCGCGUCGCAGCUGUCGAAGAGGUCUUUUUGCAUUUCUACUGGACUUGCGCGGACGGAUUGGUAUUCGUAUUUGACCAAUGCUCGGGGAUGCUGUUCUGGGCGAGUGCUGCCUGGGGGCUCGCUGCUGCGCAGCAAGUUCGCGGGCAAAUUGCGCUGUCUUUGGAUGCAAGCUUUGGCGAUUCGAGCUCGGUGAUUUGCGGCUUCGGUGCCAGCAGCGAGACCGGUGUCCUCUGCAUGCAUGCCGACUGCCGGGUGGAUCAGAUUCUGCUCCCGUACCGUGCACCCACGGGAGUUGAAUCCGCAGCCAGCGAAGCGGAUGUUUUAUCUGGUCGUGAUGCAUUCCCGCGACGCGCGAUCUGGGAGCAGGUCCUGAAUAUUUUGGCGUUGGAAGCAGCUGGGGAGCGCUCCGCUGCACUGGCCAGUUUUCACAACGCUCGGUCUCGGUGGAACAGAGAACACGUAUCCAUCGCCGUUCGCCAAAUUCACGAGCACAUACUGAAGCGUAACCUGAAUUGUAUUGUGCAAGGCGCUCUCGAACAGCAAGUUCUGGAAAUGCAACGCGAAUGGAUGCGACGGCUCUGCAGUUUUCUCCUGGCGCACUCGGCACUCGGGUGUGCCGACGACGCAAAGGAAAAACUCUGGGAUGAUUUGCCUUUGAGCGAACGUCUGAACAUAUCGCAAUCGAUCUAUAGCAUAUAUAUUCUCUACGCCCUUCGAUGCAUGCUGAACGCGAAAUCAUCUAGUGCCUGGGACGUAUUGGAUCGCCAAAUCCAGGCACUGAGCGCGGCGGAGCGCGCUCCAGGUGAUAACGUUCAGGGUAUCCUUUCGGUAAUGAACGAAUUUUACACGAGCGAGCGCGCACGAUUCCUCGCAAGUGAGGACGAUGUCAGUGCUGACUAUGUCCAAAGCUUGUUGCAGGUUGCGCGCUACGCGACCGGCCUUAUCCUGGACGGCGUUUGUAUCGUGCGCACAGCUUUACCCGAGUUGCAGGAGCUCGAACGGCGAGCAUGUCCCUGGCUCCAUUCGUCGAAAUCACCGCUCAACCUGCUUUUGCGCGGCGUGACGGAGGAACUACCUACAUAUCUGGCGCGCCAAAAACGCUUGCAGACCGCCUCAGCGCUCGCGACCCUCUACCAUGUUGUUCAGGCUCGGAUCGAACUCGAGCGAGCAGUCGAUAGCGGCACCGUGGAAUCGCGACCGGGCCCAGUGACGAUGCUGGAACACCUUCGGUUAGCGGGCUUUGUGGACGAAGCGUCUCGCCUCGCUCGCCACUACGGCAUCUAUGAGAUUCUGAUGCGUAUCGCACAGGACACUGAAGAAGUGCUCGAGGAUCCGGAUUCGGCCUCGGCCUUUUUAGAGACGUGCUUCGUGGAACUCGGUCGACCGUUUGCCUGGUACGCGUUCGACUGGUGGCACGAGCGCCACGAAUUCGUGAAGCUUUUUGCUUACAAAUCACCGCUCUUACGUGAGUGGCUGCAGGAGCGCCAGCAUCACGAAUGGCUUUGGCUGCAGCUCCUGUUCGACGGUGACUAUGCCAAUGCUGCGCAAGAUCUCCUUCGGAUCGAGAAAGAUUGCACCGAUGAUGUCGAUGACGCGCUCUUCUACCUCAGCAUAGCGGUGCUUUGUUGCCGCGCAGCGAAUCCGGAUGAUCGCGCCUUGGAGAUGCAGGCACGGCUGCGUCUCCAGCGUGCCCGAGCGUACCAGCGCCUUGGAUGCAGCAAAUUCCAAGACUUUGAUGAGCUCGUGAACUGGUUCAGAGAAACGGGAGCCCGCGCUCCUCUGACGGCGCUCAGUUCGAACGCGCUGCUACUUCUGCAGAUCGCCGAUGCCGAAGGGAAGAGCCUGGAUGCCAUCGGCCUCGUUCUUGAUGCCGUUGUACAACGCGAACUGCACUUGUGGCAGCGCCUAACCGAACAGGGACAUGAAAUGAAUGAUGUCGAGAAAGAAUUGCUGCUCAGCCAGACUGCGUUUUACCAGGUGUUGCGCCAACGUCAAGAGCUCGCACACCACCCUGCUCUGCUGGAUUACCUCACGGCUUGCCAGGAGCAGGCUGCUCCGUACAUUGCGUUCUGCUUUGAACGUGCACGGCAAAGCAGCUCUCCGCCAAGGAACCUGGUUUCUGCAGAGGCAUCAGCAAAUGCGACGCACACUCUGGCUGCAUCGAACGCACAUGCGCACUCAGCGUAG